This is a messenger RNA of Blastomyces dermatitidis ER-3, 321 nucleotides long. RefSeq lists its product as uncharacterized. The transcript has a single exon. Bases 1 to 321 code for a protein of 106 amino acids. NCBI's taxonomy places the organism in Eukaryota, Fungi, Ascomycota, Eurotiomycetes, Onygenales, Ajellomycetaceae. The record is from RefSeq and is a predicted model, not a curated record.
AUGGUGCCCUUGUUUGGAUCGGAGCAAAGUGGAGUGAACCGCCCUUGCAGUUGUUCUGAACUUCUGAAGAGCCUAACAGCCCUGCGACUCCACUGGAACAGCCACGGGAGGGAGAAACAGAAACAAGCAAAACGUCACAGAAGAGCUGAAGACGGGUUCCCGAACUCGACUCCCAGCUAUGAUGCGUUGACACACACUUCGUACCGUAGUUUCUAUCCUGGCCGCGCUUGCAAUCGUGAGAAGGUUGUGGACGAACCAAGGAUCCGAUCUGGACUGCCCGGUAUAUUUGAGUUCAACGGUCGACACUGCCUAGAACCCUAA